AUGGCGGAGCUCCGUCACUCCUCCUCAAUCGGUUCCCGAACUGCUUCUUCUCCGAUGAAGCGCGAAGGCACGGGCGCCGGCGAUUCAUCACCACUCAUUCCGGAAAAUGACCUCUCCGAUGACGAUCGCCACUCUCCUAAGGACCGGGACCGUCCUUUCUGCUCGCAUUUUCAUCAGCUUUGCUCCUACUUCACCGACGACCAUAGGGUUCCUCUUCACAAUUCCAGGAUCUCGAUAUUCUUCACCUUGCUUCUACUUCUCGCUGGCUUGCUCGCCUUGUUCACGAUCCUCCAUAAAUUGAAUUCCCCUUACUUGUGUAAAAAAGACGGGAUUGUUCUUCACUGUCCACAUGUCAAAGAAUCAGCAUCUCUUUGGGAAAAUCCUUACUCAUCGACAACAUCGUGGAAGCCGUGUGCUGAGCGCAGAGAUGGUGCCAUAUCAGAACUUCCUCAGGAAAAUGCAACAAAUGGCUAUAUAUUCAUUCACGCUGAAGGUGGUCUAAAUCAGCAAAGAAUUGCGAUAUGCAAUGCAGUGGCUGUUGCAAAAAUAAUGAAUGCCACUCUUAUUUUGCCUGUAUUGAAACAGGACCAAAUUUGGAAAGACCAAACGAAAUUUGAAGACAUUUUUGAUGUGGACCACUUCAUUGACUACCUAAAGUAUGAUGUCCGUAUUGUCCGCGAUAUCCCAGAAUGGUUUACUGAUAAAACAGAGCUAUUUUCUAGUAUAAGACGAACUGUGAAGAACAUUCCAAAAUAUGCACCCGCACAAUUUUACAUCGACAAUGUUCUGCCUCGCAUCAAGGAGAAAAAGAUUAUGGCUCUGAAACCAUUUGUUGAUAGGCUAGGAUAUGACAAUGUUCCUUCAGAAAUCAACAAGUUGAGAUGUAGGGUCAAUUAUCAUGCUCUGAAGUUUCUUCCCGAUAUAGAGCAGAUGGCAGAUUUACUAGCAUCGAGGAUGAGAAACCGAACAGGCAGUUCAAACCCAUAUAUGGCAUUGCAUCUUAGAUUUGAAAAAGGAAUGGUGGGUCUAUCGUUUUGUGAUUUUGUGGGGACAAGAGACGAGAAAGCUAAAAUGGCAGAAUAUAGAAAAAAGGAGUGGCCUCGACGGUAUAAGAAUGGUUCCCACUUGUGGCAAUUGGCUCUGCAGAAGCGAAAGGAAGGACGUUGCCCUCUAGAGCCUGGCGAAGUGGCUGUUAUUCUUCGGGCUAUGGGCUAUAUGAAGGAAACUCAAAUUUAUGUAGCCUCUGGACAAGUUUAUGGUGGACAGAAUCGGAUGGCUCCUCUGAGGAAUAUGUUCCCUAAUCUGGUUACAAAGGAGGAGUUGGCAACUAAAGAGGAGUUAGAUGGUUUCAGGAAGCAUGUAACGAGUCUUGCAGCUCUUGAUUUCUUAGUGUGCUUGAAGUCAGAUGUGUUUGUGAUGACCCAUGGAGGCAAUUUUGCUAAGCUGAUAAUUGGGGCCCGAAGAUACAUGGGUCACCGUCUAAAGUCAAUUAAGCCUGACAAAGGACUAAUGUCAAAGUCUUUUGGGGAUCCGUACAUGGGUUGGGCUCCUUUUGUAGAAGAUGUUAUUGUGACUCAUCAGACACGGACGGGAUUGCCAGAAGAGACUUUCCCUAAUUACGACCUGUGGGAGAACCCUCUGACUCCUUGCAUGUGUAAAGCCUGA
Molecule: messenger RNA, 1665 nt
Organism: Lathyrus sativus (Indian pea)
Lineage: Eukaryota; Viridiplantae; Streptophyta; Magnoliopsida; Fabales; Fabaceae
Source: the annotation of a GenBank genome assembly